Molecule: messenger RNA, 861 nt
Organism: Glarea lozoyensis ATCC 20868
Lineage: Eukaryota; Fungi; Ascomycota; Leotiomycetes; Helotiales; Helotiaceae
Exons: 2
Coding region: 1-861 (286 amino acids)
Source: RefSeq, a predicted model, not a curated record
AUGGACACCCUCCGCAGCGCCCUCCAACCCCUAACCACCAACCUCCCCACCCCCAUCCGCAACCUCGGCAUCUCCCUCAUCGGCGAAACAUGCUACCAAACCCUCCUCCUGGACAUCGACCUCACCAACCAAGCCUGCCUCAAACUCGCCGUCUCCAAGGGCCUCGGCAUCGCCAUCAUCGCCGCCUCCUCCAUCGUCAAAAUCCCACAGAUCCUCAAACUCCUCUCCUCCAAAUCCGCCUCCGGCAUCUCCUUCCUCUCCUACCUCCUCGAAACCUCCGCGUACCUCAUCGGCCUGGCCUACAACGUGCGCCAGGGCUUCCCGUUCAGCACGUUCGGCGAGACGGGCCUGAUCAUGGCGCAGAAUGUCGUUAUUGCGGUGUUGGUGCUGAAUUAUAGCGGGAAGGCGACGGGGGGUGCGGUGUUUGUUGCGGGCCUGGCGGCGGCGGCGUAUGCGCUGUUUAGUCCGAACGUGGUUGAUAUGCCUACUUUGGGGUAUUUUCAGGCGGGUGCGGGCGUGCUGGGCGUGGCGAGUAAACUUCCGCAGAUUUUGGCGGUUUGGAGGGAGGGUGGGACGGGGCAGUUGAGCGCGUUUGCUGUUUUCAACUACCUCCUCGGCUCGCUCUCCCGAAUUUUCACGACUCUACAAGAGGUUGAUGAUAAACUCAUCCUCUACGGUUUUGUCGCCGGGUUUAUUUUGAACGCUGUUUUGGCAGCGCAGAUGGCUUAUUAUUGGAAUGCGCCGGAGAAGAAGAGCGUCAAGGGGAGUGGAAAGGCAAAGGUUGCGUUGCCGGCUUCGACGGCGGGUUCUAGCACGGCUACGCCAAAGGGAAAGAGUCCUACGACCAGAAGACGUGGUUGA